ACUGCAGAUCAGAGCUCAUCAAAGCCAAAACGCACACUCCCCUUUAAUUUGCUUUCAGGCGUUUCAGCCUUUAAUUUUCUCCAAACAACACCCAAAAUAUGAGGAGGAUUUCAAUUACUGUUCCGGCGGUUGCGUUACUGGCCGCGCUACUCUUCGCCGCCGCCUCCCAAAUCUCCGUCGCCAUCACUGAUGGAUUAAUAGUUAAUGGCAACUUCGAAGCACCGGUGAAGAAAACGGAGCUAAACGGCACGGUGGUGUUGAAGCAGGACGCCGUGCCAGGGUGGAUCAUCACGGGGUUCGUGGAAUACAUCUUGGCGGGGCAGACGCAAGGGGACAUGCUCCUGGUGGUGCCGGAAGGCUACGCCGCCGUGCGGCUGGGCAACGAGGCGUCCAUCAAGCAAAAACUGAACGUCACAAAAGACAUGUACUACUCCAUAACGUUCUGCGCCGCCCGGACAUGCGCGCAGGAGGAGAAGCUCAACGUGUCGGUGGCGCCCGACUCCGGCGUCUUGCCCAUCCAAACACUGUACAGUAGCAACGGGUGGGACUGUUACGCGUGGGCGUUCCAGGCGGACUAUAACGAGAUUGAGAUCAUAAUCCAUAACCCCGGCGUGGAGGAGGACCCCGCUUGUGGUCCCUUGAUCGACUCCGUUGCGAUUCGGACGCUCUACCCUCCUAGACCUACUAAUGUGAACUUGGUAAAGAACGCGGAUUUCGAGGAGGGUCCAUACUUGUUCGCGAACGUGACAACCGGCGUUCUUUGCCCGCCCUUCAUCGAGGACGACCACUCUCCCAUCCCGGCGUGGACGGUGGACUCUCUGAAAGCCGUGAAGUACAUAGACGCGGAGCAUUUCUCGGUGCCCCACGGCAGGAGAGCCGUGGAACUGGUGGCCGGGAAAGAGAGCGCCAUCGCUCAAAUCACCAGAACAAUUGUGGGCAAAAUUUACGACCUCACGUUCCUGGUGGGAGACGCCAGCAACUCGUGCGAGGGCUCCAUGAUCGUGGAGGCGUUCGCCGGGCAGUCCACGCUCAAAGUCCCCUACGAGUCCAAGGGCAAGGGCGGAUUUAAACCGGCCAAACUCCGGUUCAAGGCCACCGCUAACAGAACCAGGAUUAUGUUCUUCAGCACAUACUACCAUACACGAAGCGAUGACUUUGUCUCACUCUGUGGCCCCGUUGUUGACCACGUCAGGCUUCUCAGUGUUCGUCAUCCCAAUUUUCUCCCUUAAAUUCAAUCCAUAUAUAAUUUUCGAUUAUACUAUAUAUGAAGAUGAAGAUAUAUCAAUUUUACUUCCCCAAAUACUGUUUAUUGAACCAGAGAUCGUGCGGAUAUAUAUGGAUUUUUGUUGUAAUAUGAAGCGAGGAGAUCGAUGGAGAAAGUUUGUCUUACCUCAUAGUAUGCAUGCAUGAUAUUACUAACUACUACUAUAUGAAUACUUCUAUUUAUAUAUAUGUAUGACUCUCUAGUGGAAGUCAAUAUAUAGUAUUAUGUAUAUUGUGAUGGGUACGUGUUGAAUGGUAAUUUGUUGAAAUAAUAAUUAUAUACUUCGAUCAAUGAAUGUUUGUAAUAUUUCGAGUGUGAUAUGUGAAAAUCCUUUGUCGUA
Molecule: messenger RNA, 1604 nt
Organism: Ipomoea nil (Japanese morning glory)
Lineage: Eukaryota; Viridiplantae; Streptophyta; Magnoliopsida; Solanales; Convolvulaceae
Exons: 3
Coding region: 99-1229 (376 amino acids)
Source: RefSeq, a predicted model, not a curated record